AAAGAAAGCUCACAAUAAUAUAAUAUUCAAUAUCGAGCCGCCAAGCUAUUCAAAACAUUCGGUUUAUAUAUAUAUAAGUCUCAUAUAUAUCUCUAUAUAGAUAGCUAUAUAGGUAGAUAGAUUUUGUAUUCAAUUAUCAAUAGAUAUUGGUAGUAAUUAAAGAAUAGUGAUCAGAUAUAUAUGGAAAACUACCAAAUGUUCUUCCCAUGUUCUUCUUCUUCUUCUUCAGCUUAUUAUAAUAAUAAUCCAUCCAUGGAUCAACAUCAUCAUCAAGCUUUUAAUAAUAACAAUAAUGUUAUUAUUUCAAAAGAUGGGUUUUUGGGAUUAGGGUCAGAUGAUCAAAAUGAUCAUAAUCAUGAUCAUCAUGAUGGUAAUAAUAAUAGCAAUGAUAAUAAUAAUAAGAAGAAAUUAUUAGGAGUGGUGAUGAAGAAGAAUAAUGAUGAUGAGAAGAAGAAUAAGAAGGUGAAGAAGCCAAAGUUUGCAUUUCAAACAAGAAGCCAAGUUGAUAUUCUUGAUGAUGGUUAUAGAUGGAGGAAGUAUGGCCAGAAGGCUGUCAAGAACAAUACAUUUCCAAGGAGCUACUAUAGGUGUACACACCAUGGAUGUAAUGUAAAGAAGCAAGUUCAAAGGUUGACGAAAGAUGAAGGUGUUGUGGUGACCACUUACGAAGGAAUGCACACCCAUCCUAUCGAGAAGCAUACCGAUAAUUUUGAACAUAUCUUGAAUCAAAUGCACAUUUACAAUCCUAAUAAUUUCUAAUUAUCUAUAUAAAUAAAUAAAUAAAUUAUUAAUAAUAAUAAUAGCUAGCUCUCUCUCUUAAUUAAUUAAUUAAUUAAUUAGUACUUAAAUUAUUAUACACAAUCUUCUAUGUGGAAUUAAUCCAGUAUUAAUUAUUAUACGUACGUUGUAGCUAGCUAGCUAUAUAUAUAUAUAGAGAGAGAGUAAUUAAUUAUUAUUAAUUAAGAUACUAUAUAUUAAUCACUCGUAUUUAUUAGGUUUGUAAUAUUCUUUGAUUCAGGCAAUGUUUUAUUCUGCUCCGUUGGUCA
Molecule: messenger RNA, 1046 nt
Organism: Cannabis sativa
Lineage: Eukaryota; Viridiplantae; Streptophyta; Magnoliopsida; Rosales; Cannabaceae
Product: probable WRKY transcription factor 75
Exons: 2
Coding region: 181-759 (192 amino acids)
Biological process (GO): regulation of DNA-templated transcription
Molecular function (GO): DNA-binding transcription factor activity; sequence-specific DNA binding
Source: RefSeq, a predicted model, not a curated record